GUGUCGAAUGCCAAAGCAAGUUUGAUGAUGGAGAGUGGACUAACGGAUGACAAUUUAAACCAUCAGACCAGAGGGAGACAGAAGAAAAAACUGUCUCGGGAUGAACGCACAGAAAAAUCCGAUAAACCCACUGAAGCAGCGCCCACUGUGUCUAUAGCUUUGGCUAAAGCCAAGGCAGAGACUGACACCUGGAAGGUGAAAUGUCAGUAUCUGCAGGAGAAAAUAGAAGAUUUAACAAAAGAUCGAGAUUUCCUUAGACAACAGCUGUCAGAAGCCAUCAAAAUGGACAACAACAUUCCUGACAGAAUUAAAGAUAAGCCUGCAGACAUCCCCAAAAGAAUGAAAAUCGAUUCAGAAAGUGACUCCACUGACUCUGACUCUUCUGAGUCUUCUGACUCAGAGUCAUCUAGCUCAGACUCUUCGAGGGAGAAGAAGAAAAGAAAGAAGAAGGGAAAGAAAGCAAAGAAAAGAGUGAAAAAACAGAAAAAAAAACAAGCAAAUGAGUAAAUUCUGUCAAAGGGUUACUGAUCCAUGGCAGGUGGUAAAGCGGUACAAAUCAGUCCUGGAGAUUUUCAAAAGAGGAAGCAACAUGGCAGAAGCUUUCCGGAAGUAUGGUGUUGACCGGAACACAAUCGUGCAGAGUGCAGCUAUUGCUGAACUGGCGAUUGCAGCACCAGAGAAAUAUGCAGAAAUCCAUGAAAAACAGGAAAAGGGAGAGAAAUUAUCAAACAUAACCCAGAAAUGUCAAGACGCAAUCAUGGCCGAUGAGAACAUUGCAAACAUAAUACAAACAAUGAAAACGGAUGGGAAGUUGCUUCCGAUAAGAAAAUAGUCAAUUUUCAUGCUAUAAAAAGUCGCAAAAAAAAAAGAACCAUAUACGUGUUUUCCAUGUUUAUUACAAUAAUAUAUUUUGCCUUGUUUAGGCCUGAAUUGAUAGGGCAGCACAUUUUGUUUUGUCCUUAAAAAUUUUGUUUUGUAUGUUUUGUUCUGGCAAAGAUUGCCAAUGUUGACCAGUUCUGAUAAUGUAAUAAAGAGGUCUUUUCUCAACA
Molecule: messenger RNA, 1049 nt
Organism: Carassius carassius (crucian carp)
Lineage: Eukaryota; Metazoa; Chordata; Actinopteri; Cypriniformes; Cyprinidae
Product: coiled-coil domain-containing protein 106-like
Exons: 4
Coding region: 25-507 (160 amino acids)
Cellular component (GO): nucleoplasm
Source: RefSeq, a predicted model, not a curated record